Copidosoma floridanum is the source of this 1032-nucleotide messenger RNA. RefSeq lists its product as uncharacterized. NCBI's taxonomy places the organism in Eukaryota, Metazoa, Arthropoda, Insecta, Hymenoptera, Encyrtidae. The record is from RefSeq and is a predicted model, not a curated record.
AUGAACGACCACUACGUCGACGACAUACUCUCCAGUGCCAACGACGUCGCCAUGGCCCGACAUAUUCGAGACCAGCUAAUCGAACUUCUGCAAGCCGGCGGGUUUCCUCUGCGCAAGUGGGUAGCCAAUGUGCCCGAGCUGCUGGACGACCUCCCCGACGACGUGCGCCUGCGGCCCACUUGGUGUCAGCUUAGCGCUGAAAGUCUCGUUAGUGAGCUUGGUGUGAGCUGGGACCCACCGUCAGAUUGCUUCCUGCUAACACCUCCCCUCAUACAGCACCAAACUACUAAGAGGACCAUGCUCGCAGCGCUCGCGGGCCUGUUUGAUCUAUGCUGUUGGCUUGCGCCGAUCGUGCUGAACGCUAAACUCCUGCUGCAAGACUUAUGGCAAUCCAACUUAGACUGGGAUGAGUCUGCUCCGUCGUCCAUGAUUCAAAGGUGGACUGCCUUUGCCGCCGAGCUCCAAGCCAUCUCUGGUCCAUCCCUGCCUCGUUGGAUCGGAACGUUCGCGUCAGCGGACAUUCACCUCCACGUAUUUUCCGAUGCCAGCCACCGCCCGAUGGCUGCUGUCCUGUACUCUAGACUCCAGGCCAGGGACGGUUCUGUCCGCUGCCACAUCUUCCUCGCUCGCACGAAGCUGGUGCCCAUCCGCACUCUUAAGCCAAUGGCCGAGCCCGUGGCCAGGAUGACCAUUCCUCGCUUGGAGCUUCGCGCCGCCCUGCUGGCUGCUAAGCUUUUGCGCUCAACGGCCGAAGAACUAGCAGUUCCGAUUGAGCACUGUCACACCUGGUGCGAUUUGCAAAUUGUGCUGCACUGGGUUCACUCCAAUCAGCCAACCAACAAUGCCCUCGUCGACAACUACGUGGCCCAGAUACAGGACACGCUACCCUCGAGCGCCUGGCGGUACGUGCCGUCACAGUCCAAUCCAGCCGACGUGAUCACUCGAAGCGUGGACAUGUCCGGUCUUAGACAACAACUCCUGUGGUGGGACGGUCCGCCGUGGCUCACCGACAACGACCGAGCCUGGCCCUAG